UGAUCACAUUAACAACAUGAAGGUGCUUUUGCUCUUGGGAUUGGUGGCAGUCGCUCUCUGUGAGCCGACUAGAUUUGUGGGAGAGAAGGUCCUCCGUCUGAAACCUGUUCUUGACGAACACGUGUCAAUCAUCAAGGAACUGGGCCGUAAGGUCAAGGUGGAUUUCUGGAGGCCAGAUGACGCUGAGGUUGUGACCAUUGACAUGAAUGUUGAUAUUCACGUUCCUGCAGCCCAGCUUGACAUGGUCUACACCAUCUUACAGCAGAGUGGCGUGGAGUUUGAGGUCUUGAUCGAUGACCUUCAAGCUGCUGUGGAGGCUCAGAUGGACCACAAGAGGGCGACAAAGGCCCAUGAAUACACCAAGUACAACAACUGGGCCACGAUUAAUGACUGGGUCAUUUCCAUCACCUCUGCCAAUCCUGAUCUGCUCAGCAGGCAGGUGAUCGGAAACACUUAUGAGGGACGCCCCAUGCACCUGCUAAAGAUUGGAAAGAACACAGAGUCUAUUAAGCCAGCCAUCUUCAUGGACUGUGGCUUUCAUGCCAGAGAGUGGAUCACUCCUGCUUUCUGCCAGUGGUUCAUAAAGGAGGCUGUGUCCACCUAUGGAAGUGAUGCUGAGAUGACCAACCUUCUGGAUAAUAUGGACUUCUUUGUUCUGCCUGUUUUCAACAUUGAUGGCUAUGAAUACACCUGGACCAAUGACAGGAUGUGGAGGAAGACUCGAUCCAAGAGCAGUGGCAUCAGCUGUAUCGGUACUGACCCCAACAGAAACUUUGAUGCUGGGUGGUGCACCGUUGGAGCUUCCAGCAACCCUUGCAGUGACACCUACUGUGGAAGCAGCCCAGAGUCAGAGAUUGAGUCCAAGAAUUUGGCCAAUUUCAUCCGCACCAACAAGUCCAUCAUCAAGGCCUACCUGACUGUGCAUUCAUAUUCCCAGCUGCUCCUUUUCCCAUAUUCCUACAAAUAUGGCCUGGCUGCUGAUCACUCAGAGCUGCUGAGUGUGGGUCAAGGAGCUAUUUCAGCUCUGCGCACCCUGUAUGGAACCAAAUACGACGUUGGACCUGGAGCUGCUACCAUCUACCCUGCUGCUGGUGGCUCUGAUGACUGGGCGUAUGACCUGGGUGUGAAGUACUCCUACACCUUUGAGCUGCGUGAUACUGGCCGCUACGGUUUCCUGCUGCCUGAAUCUGAGAUCAAGCCCACCUGUGAGGAGACCAUGCUGGCUGUCAAAUACAUCGCAAGCCACGUGCUCAAUAAUCUGUACUGAGAAAAUAAUCUGGUAGAAAGCUCUAAACAUGAGGGUGUGUUAUUCCUCAUACAGGAAUGUACGUUCUAUGACAUCAGUUUACUGCACAUCUCUAAAUAUUAUGAUCAGUAAAGAAAUAAAACACAGACUCUGUUUGUUGAACGAUAUUGUAUACAAGAUACCA
Molecule: messenger RNA, 1430 nt
Organism: Myxocyprinus asiaticus (Chinese sucker)
Lineage: Eukaryota; Metazoa; Chordata; Actinopteri; Cypriniformes; Catostomidae
Product: carboxypeptidase B-like
Exons: 11
Coding region: 17-1267 (416 amino acids)
Biological process (GO): proteolysis
Molecular function (GO): metallocarboxypeptidase activity; zinc ion binding
Source: RefSeq, a predicted model, not a curated record